Messenger RNA from Neohortaea acidophila, 1074 nucleotides. RefSeq lists its product as uncharacterized. The transcript has 2 exons. The record is from RefSeq and is a predicted model, not a curated record. NCBI's taxonomy places the organism in Eukaryota, Fungi, Ascomycota, Dothideomycetes, Mycosphaerellales, Teratosphaeriaceae. The coding region runs from base 178 to 741 and encodes 187 amino acids.
GCCACACGCAGCUCGGGGCAAGGAGGAGGUUGGGCACGGCGCACUCGACUCUUCCCCCACUUCUCUUCUUUCUCUUAUUAUCCGUCUUACAUCUCUCAUCGUUCCUCAAACCAUCUAUCGGCAGACGAACAACACCCCAACAUCCCCAGCAAAGACCCAAGUCCUCCAACCGCCAAAAUGGUCAAACCCGUGCACCCAGCAACCGUCCACUUCCCCAUCGCCUUCCUCUCCCUCAGCUUCGCCCUCGACAUCAUCCACGAACUGUCCCCCCGCCUCCCCAAAAACCUCGCCAGCAAGCUCCCCAUCUCCACCGACCUGACGCGCCUCUCCUACUUCCUGCUCUCCGCAGGCCUCAUCACCCUCCUCCCGGCCCUCGUGACGGGCGUGCGCGAAGCCGUCGUCCUCAUCUCCAAGCAAGGCAUCAAAGAAGCAGAUGGAACCGUGCGUCCCAAAGUCAAGGCGCUGAUUGCGCACGCCGUCUUCAACGAUAUUGUUGCCGCCGUGUCGGCGUACGUGUGGUACCAGAAGAGGUCCAACGCGGCGAAUACCGUUGCGGGCAAGUUGGGUGUUGGCAGCUUGGCUACGGGCGCUGCGGCGUACGCGCCUGAGAGGUGGAUGGUGGUUGCUGAGGCGCCUAUUUUGGCGCUGCUGUUCAUGGCGGCGAACAUUGGGGGUGUCCUGGCCUACAACUUUGGUAUUGGCUUUUCUGCUGGUGGUGCGGGCGCCAAGAAGAAGCAGUAGAUGGAUGGGGUGGUGUGUGCUUUUGGAGCACGGCGUGGAAGUGGGUGCUGCGAGACAGGUGGACAAAUGUGAGGUGUGGGAGGCGAGGAGGUGAAGGCAAGUGGUGGUAGUGGGUGGGAGGUGGAGUAGAGUGGUGGCGGGGAUGGACAUUUGUUCUGUGGAUGUGUAUUGAUAUCUUGAGCUGUCUUGAAUGAAAACCGUCCGUUCCUUACAACCCCGUCGUUUUUCCCAUAUUGUCAAUCAUACGGCAGCCCCCAGGCAUGCUGACUGAUAGAUGGCAGUCCAUUGCCUUACAACAUACGGCGGUCACGAAUGUUCAAAGAAAGAGUAGAG